GAAAUGUUGGGGUGAUGCAUUGAAGAUGUUUCCGGUGCCGGUGAGACCAUUAAUACGUAUCUGUGCCCCUGCGUUUUUUGCCAACCUUGCCCUUUUUCACCCCCACCAGGGCAAUCAUGACGGUAGUCGCUCGUUUAUACGUGAUCCGACACGGGGAGACCGAGUGGAACCGCGCAAGAAUUAUCCAAGGUCAAGCUGAUUCCCAGCUCAAUGAUCUAGGAGAAACUCAGGCUGCUAUGACUGGAGAAGCAUUGAAGGCGAUCCAUUUCGACAAAGCUUUCACGAGCGAUCUUUCACGAGCUUCCAAGACGGCUGAGAUAAUUCUGCAGCAUCAUCCCGAUGUCAUCUUGGUGAAAGAUCAAGAUCUGAGAGAGAGGUUCAUGGGGAAGUUACAAGGAACCAAGGGACCAACGAACCCAAGUGAACCUUCUCUUGAACCCAUCGAAGCCAUGAUCGAGCGAUCCGUCGGGUGGUAUAAUCGCGAGAUUGUUCCAUACAUCUCAUCGCUUGCCGAUAAUCCUGAUGGAAGAUGUCGAAACAUUCUGGUUACAUCGCACGGGUGGCUUAUAAAAUCAUUUUUCAAGUUCAUGACAGCGACUGGGAUGUUGGAGUGCACCGAAAGUCUGUUAGGAGCUUCACCGAGAAUACCUAAUGCUAGUUUAUCAGUGGUGGAGUAUAGCACGAUUGGAUCUGGAUCAGAACAGAGGAUUGAGUCUACUGUUGUCCAGUACGGAGAUGCCUCACAUCUAACCGGGACCCAAAUUCUGCAUGACAAUGCAGAUAUGGAUGCACUUAAAUCGUGAUUUUCCAUAGCUUCGUUACACUAGAUGAUAUAUCGUUCUUUUCAUUUUUCAUUUUUCAGCUUGACCUCGAGACUGUUAAUGUUCGCGAAGGUGGUGUCCACAGUGUCCAUCCUACUUUGUAGGAACAUCUUUUGCUACAGCUGCUACAUAAGAGGGAAAAUGUCGACCGUGAACACACGUGUCUCUGUUUCAC
Messenger RNA from Suillus fuscotomentosus, 996 nucleotides. Its product is annotated as phosphoglycerate mutase-like protein. Gene Ontology annotation, molecular function: fructose-2,6-bisphosphate 2-phosphatase activity. Gene Ontology annotation, cellular component: cytosol. The record is from RefSeq and is a predicted model, not a curated record. Gene Ontology annotation, biological process: fructose 1,6-bisphosphate metabolic process; fructose 2,6-bisphosphate metabolic process; positive regulation of DNA repair. The transcript is spliced from 3 exons. Bases 117 to 803 code for a protein of 228 amino acids. NCBI's taxonomy places the organism in Eukaryota, Fungi, Basidiomycota, Agaricomycetes, Boletales, Suillaceae.